AUGCAUAUGCUUCAAGAAAUUGCUCUUCACUUUAUUGAUGAUUGCUGGUCGCCUCGCGCUAGGAAUGUUCGCUACGUCCGCCAGGACCCUCGACGCAACAUCUCGGUGAACCAGUCUCUGAUUCGUCAGAGAUUUCGGUUCACCGACGAACAACUGGACUGGCUGACGGACUUGUUAAGUCCCAUGCUGGGCCGCGACGACCAGCAGCCAUGGGCGAUAAGUAAGAGGAUGCAGAACACGGGAUCACACAACAUCGUACAAGACGCUCAGUUGAUCGAUGCUCUGGCCCAUCCAGACAUCGUACAACGCUUUAUUAAGUUCAAACCCGAGGACGCGCAGUGGUGCAGAGCCCGAUCCAACGAGUUCGCAAGGACAGGAAGGAUGUCCAAUGUGAUCGGUGCUGUGGAUGGCACACUCGUCCGGCUUAAGGACUCCAUGCUUGGUUGGACGAGGUGGGGACGUCAGCAGGAAAGGAACAUCUUCCGCCUCAACGUCUGCCAUCAUGCAGACGCUGUAGGGGCGAAUUCCUGUUACGUCCAAACGCAGGGUCCCGGAUGGUUAUUGAACGAUGCCGCUGGUUUGGCGUGA
Messenger RNA from Ostertagia ostertagi, 588 nucleotides. The record is from the annotation of a GenBank genome assembly. NCBI's taxonomy places the organism in Eukaryota, Metazoa, Nematoda, Chromadorea, Rhabditida, Trichostrongylidae.